Messenger RNA from Phoenix dactylifera (date palm), 1210 nucleotides. RefSeq lists its product as uncharacterized. NCBI's taxonomy places the organism in Eukaryota, Viridiplantae, Streptophyta, Magnoliopsida, Arecales, Arecaceae. Gene Ontology annotation, biological process: regulation of DNA-templated transcription. The record is from RefSeq and is a predicted model, not a curated record. Gene Ontology annotation, cellular component: histone deacetylase complex. Gene Ontology annotation, molecular function: transcription coregulator activity; protein binding.
AGAAGGAAAGCGAGAAAGCACAGUCUCUCUCUCUCUCUCUCUCUCUCUCUCUCGCUUGCAUUAAUUCCGCUAAAAUUCCCCUGUUUCCUUGCUCAAAUUCCGCUAAAAAAUUCUCCGAAUUCUCUUACGAAAUGAUUGAUCUCGAGUUCUUGAGGGAUCCGUAGCUUUGAUUUGCUCAAAGUUUUGAUUUUUUUUUUUGAGGGGGGUGGAAUUGGUUCGGUGGAGUGGAGGUGGGGGUGGGGGGGAGUGGAGGGAGGAGGAGUGGAAUGCUGGAGGCCGUUGUGCGGGAGAUGAACGGUGGAUACGGGCUGACGCAGCAGAGCUGCGGGGAGAGCAGCGAGGAGGAGCUAUCGGUGCUACCGCGGCACACCAAGGUGGUGGUGACCGGCAACAACCGGACCAAAUCCGUGCUUGUCGGCCUCCAGGGGGUCGUCAAGAAGGCCGUCGGCCUAGGCGGGUGGCAUUGGCUGGUCCUGACUAAUGGCAUAGAGGUGAAGCUGCAAAGAAAUGCACUUAGUGUGAUUGAAGCCCCAACUGGUCAUGAGGAGGAUGAUGAGAUUGGAUGUGAAAAUAUGCAGUGGAAUGUUUCUGACAUGGCAUCUGAUGACACACAAUCACAAAAGCCACACAGAUCCAGAAGUAGACAGCACAAAGGGUCUUCUGGCAAAUCCUCGAGCCGGUCUCAUUCGUGUGAUUCUCAAUCUAAGGGAUCUGUUUCAUCCUCCAGGGGCACAACGAAAGUUGACCUGAGCAAGCUAGAAACAACAGCAUUAUGGAGAUAUUGGCGUCACUUCAAUCUUGUGGCUGCAAGUCCUAACCCCUCCAAGGAGCAGCUAAUUGAAGCAGUUCAGAGGCAUUUCAUGUCACAGCAAUUGGAUGAGUUGCAGGUUAUUGUAGGGUUCGCGCAGGCUGCAAAGAGACUCAAAACUGUCUGCAAUUGACCUGGGGAGAAGCUUUCCAUCUCAAUGCUAACAGAUUGGAAGUAGGCCUUUCGAUGUCUGUAGCUAUACUAUGUAACAUAUGUAUCCUGGCUUUGGUUACCAGAACAGCUUGGGUAACUGGUUUUUUCAUAACUGGAGGUUACUUUUAGUCCUGUAAUGUAGAUAUAUACACUGUUAAAGACCUUGAAGCCAUCAUGGCUUUCGACAUUGCCAAUGCUGCACUGCUGACUAUUUUGGGAGGAAAUGCCAUGUUUCUGUUUAACUGCUUA